Messenger RNA from Symbiodinium necroappetens, 774 nucleotides. The record is from the annotation of a GenBank genome assembly. Lineage: Eukaryota; Dinophyceae; Suessiales; Symbiodiniaceae.
GACAAAUCCAUGAAAGCCGUCGUCUCGGCCCUUGCCGGCACCUGCUUCGCCUUCUUGCUGAUCUUCGGCCUAGACAAGGUUGCAGACAUGAACGCGCACGACGUAGAAGUGGACUGUGCCCUCCGCACCAUCAUCACGGCCUUGGGAAUGCUGGUUGGCAUCUCCUGGGAACGCUGCUUCGAUGCAGCGGUUGCUGGAGUAGCAGAGAAGCAUGUGGGCCGUUUGCCGCCACCUGUGAUGAACCUCCUUCUGGCAAUAUUGCUGGCUGCCAUGGUGCUUCCUGCGUGGAAGUGGUAUAUCCAUCCAAAACUCCACAAGGAGGGCGAGGAUGUCGAGUCCGACUUGGGAGAAGCCACACGGCUUUUCGGGAGGCUUGGAGAUUCGCAUCCCAUCAUGUGCAGGGCAGGGAAGGCGGAUGUGUGUGACGUGGCCCCUUUGUCCUGCCGCCCUGGGCAAGAACAGGACGACUCAAGGAAGACGCGAGAGGCUUCAGAACAUGAGAAGUGCAUAGAAGAAGUAUCGGGCAAUCUCAAGGAAGCACCCGUGGACACCUGCAUGCCCUCUGCAGACGAAGUUGGUUUGGAGGCAAGGGAUCUCCAGUCCCAGAAGCCUCUGCUUUCUUCGACGACCGGCGAAGCGUGCCCCCUGGGGAAGGAAGUCUACCUGCUUCCAGAUGAUCUGGAUGACCUGGACGUCGUCUCCUUGGGCAUGCCCAAUCGUCUUUGUUCCACUCCCAUAUUUGGGAAGUGCACAUCCACGCUGGUCUCGAUCUAG